AUGGAGGGGGAGGAGUUGAACUCUUCCCUCAGGAAACGCCCCCAGGUCCUGGCCCCAGGGAGGCCCAGCAUGAAUGGUAGCUGUGCUGCUGGGACAGCCUGGGCACCGAGUCAGGAGGCCACUUUCCCUGUGGAGCACCUCCCAGCAGCAGUCCCUGAGGCAGAAGACAGCAAGGUGGUGCUAGGAGGUCAGAGCCCUGCUGCACUGCCCAGGACUGAGGCUUCCGCCUCUGAAUGCCGACCGCCUGCCUGCCCAGCCGGGCCCCAGCUCUGCAGCAUGCUGCCUGCCCCUGAAGACCCCCAGGGCUGCCACUGCCCCGAGGGCAGCAAGAGGCAGGCAGAGUACUUCAGCUGCCAGGAGAGGCAGGGCUGCAGCUGCCUGCCCUGCAGCUGCCUGCCGGGCAGCAGCGGCUCGCAGGCCGGCACCGCGGAGAAGGUGACGCUGGUGGUGGACGGCACUCGCUUCGCAGUCAACCCCCAGAUCUUCACUGCCCACCCUGACACCAUGCUGGGGAGGAUGUUUGGCCCAGGGAGGGAGUACAACUUCACCAGGCCCAACGAGAAGGGGGAGUACGAGAUCGCCGAGGGGAUCAGCGCCGCCGUGUUCCGCACCGUGCUGGACUAUUACAAAACAGGAAUCAUUAACUGCCCUGAUGGGAUCUCCAUCCCAGACCUGAGGGACACCUGUGAUUACCUCUGCAUAAACUUUGACUUCAACACAAUCAAAUGUCAAGAUCUAAGUGCUCUGCUGCAUGAGCUCUCCAACGAUGGGGCUCACAAGCAGUUUGACUCCUACCUGGAGGAGCUGAUCCUGCCCAUCAUGGUGGCCAGCGCCCGCAAGGGGGAGCGGGAGUGCCACAUCGUGGUGCUCACCGACGAGGACACCGUGGACUGGGAUGAAGACCACCCUCCCCCCAUGGGAGAGGAGUACUCACAGAUCCUUUACAGCUCCAAGCUCUACAGGUUCUUCAAGUACAUCGAGAACCGGGACGUGGCCAAGGCCGUGCUGAAGGAGCGGGGCCUGAAGAACAUCCGCAUCGGCAUCGAGGGCUACCCCACCUGCAAGGAGAAGGUGAAGAGGAGGCCCGGGGGCCGCUCCGAGGUGAUCUACAACUACGUGCAGAGGCCUUUCAUCCAGAUGUCCUGGGAGAAGGAGGAGGGCAAGAGCCGGCACGUCGACUUCCAGUGCGUGCGCAGCAAGUCCCUGACCAACCUGGUGAGCGUGGGGGACGACGUCUCGGAGGAGCAGGAGGUCCUCCUGCACCACCCCCCGCAGGUGGAUGAACUCGACAGGCUCAACGCCCCCUUCUCCCAGAUGGCUGUGAACGACCUGCCCGAUUAG
Dryobates pubescens (Downy woodpecker) is the source of this 1341-nucleotide messenger RNA. RefSeq names its product potassium channel tetramerization domain containing 20 (gene KCTD20). The coding region runs from base 1 to 1341 and encodes 446 amino acids. Gene Ontology annotation, cellular component: cytoplasm. Gene Ontology annotation, molecular function: protein binding. The record is from RefSeq and is a predicted model, not a curated record. Gene Ontology annotation, biological process: positive regulation of phosphorylation. The transcript has 8 exons. NCBI's taxonomy places the organism in Eukaryota, Metazoa, Chordata, Aves, Piciformes, Picidae.